AUGGCCGCUAUGGUAGCUCUUUGCAGUGGGCUAGGGAAGAGAAAGUUGAUGCAUUUUGCAACAGCUGUUUUCUGCCUCACAAAUCCUGGGACUCAUGCAGUGCUGUGGAGAAGAAGUUGUUCACAAUAUAAACAGGUAACCAGCAACGGGGACCUGGUCUUUGUGGGAAGAAACAAAAAGAAAUCACAAAAGUAA
This is a messenger RNA of Dama dama (fallow deer), 195 nucleotides long. Its product is annotated as small ribosomal subunit protein bS18m-like. The transcript has 2 exons. Lineage: Eukaryota; Metazoa; Chordata; Mammalia; Artiodactyla; Cervidae. The record is from RefSeq and is a predicted model, not a curated record. The coding region runs from base 1 to 195 and encodes 64 amino acids.